Messenger RNA from Bactrocera latifrons, 4012 nucleotides. RefSeq lists its product as uncharacterized. The record is from RefSeq and is a predicted model, not a curated record. Bases 1 to 3780 code for a protein of 1259 amino acids. Lineage: Eukaryota; Metazoa; Arthropoda; Insecta; Diptera; Tephritidae. The transcript is spliced from 2 exons.
AUGGCGGCACCAACGCGAGCCACACGCGUGGAGACCGUGAAUGAAGUGCUCUCUAACCUCUUUCCGAAUGGUUUUACGGAUAUUUUCCGCUUCAGUUAUGCCUCAGAACAACCGACACAAGCGAAUAUUGCAACACAAGACACAGAAGAAAUGUCAAAGUCAGCAUCUGUUGCAACACCGGAGACAACAACUGAGGCCAAGCUAACCACAGCGCCUAGUAGUACAACAACAACCGAAAAGCCAUCAACGGAAAAACCAGAACAAUCACACACAAAAGCUUUCUACAGCUACGAAACAAGUGUCUCAAAGGAAUAUCGACGCGAACUGCGUCCUGGACAUACGGAGAUUGUGGUGGAGAAGCUGCARCUGUUGCCGCGCGGCGCCAACGCCGGCAGUGACGAGUUCAGCGAUGGCAGUAAUCUAAUAACCAAAGACGAUUUGUUGCGGAUCAAUCGGGCGGCAGCAGAUGCGCCCGUCUUACCAAGUUUGUUAAUGAAUCCCAGUCAWGAGAAUGCUAACGGUACAGUAGAGCAGCAGUCAAAGAAGCAAACGCCAAUCAUUAUACUGAGCGACGAUAAUAGCGCUGAUAUGGAGGGCAUAAGUGCUGAAGACAAUCUCAUUGCUGAGUCUCAGAAUGUGGGUCAACGUGUCUAUCAGCGUUUGCCGCUUGAUGACAAGCCAUAUGGUUACAAAGUGGGCGUGCACAGGCAGCGCUUACGACCCGACACUGAAGCAAACGUUAGACUUAUACACGGCGAAUCGCCAAAUUUGUCAGACUCAAUAAGCCAACAACCGAUUUUUGUGCCCGAACCGGAGCCACCAGCCGGCGAUGACAAGACUGAAUUAUUUGUGGAAGUUUCAAAGCAUGAGGCGCCCAGCCAACAACUGGACAACUUCCAGGAGCAUGCAGAACAAACUUUUCAUCAACUGAGUCCAACACAAGAGGCGCCGUCACGUCAGUUUUUGCGGAAUUUCAAUCCGGUGUUGUCCCCGGGUGCGGCCCCCUCAACGCAGAAGGCUUCCUUCCAUUACGAGUCGAAUGCGCUACAGCCGAUUAUCUUUAUACACGACGGAAAUCAAGCCAGUAAUCCGAGUGUGGGAUCUGGUGUGGUUGCAGCAAAAGUUGAAAACGCGGCACAACUUCAAAAGCAAUCCGCCACAGAGCUACCACGCCUGCCACUACUGCAAUAUGACAAGGAUGCCGCGCAGAUACCUGAUAAGCGACAACAAAAAUUUGUUCAACCAACACCCCAAUAUGAACAACAACAACAGCAAUUGCAACAGUUCCACAAAGAACUAAAACAACACCAACAACGUCAACAACCGAUUCAUCAGCAUUAUGCGAUUUAUCAGCAACAUCCGCCUCCACAUGAAUAUAAGAAAGGGAAGCAACAGCAACAGCAACAACAGAACGCUUAUGGGCAACAGGAGCAACAACAAGCUGUAGAGUUGACACGACGACUGCAGCAACAGCAGGAAGAAGAGAAACUAAAAGUACAACAGCAACAGCAAAUGCAAGAACAGCUAAGUAUACAACAAGCACAACACGCAGCUCAAWGGCAAAAUAUUCAACAACACACGUCAACGCCACAGCAGCCUUACACACAGACUCAAUCUCAACAACAACAAUAUGCCACACAGCCCUCGGCGCCAAGUCCAGCUUCUAAGCUGGAAACUCAAAUUUCUGCUGAUUCAGUAGCGGCUCCCGCCUCUUUCAAUCAACAGUCCUAUCAGUAUCCUUUAGUCACUCCCUUGUCACACAAGGCUCCAGCCACACCCACGCCUCACAGUGUAGUCUUUGUUACGCUGCACGCGCCCACUCCGCCAUCACAGUUCGUUAAAGCCCAAACCUCGCCACCCACCUACACUCAGAAAUCACGACAUGAGUACGUCUCGGCAGCGGUUAAUGGAGCUGCGACUUCGCAGCAUCCCCCACAUGUGUCACCUACACCACCGGCAAUUGUACGACGUCCACAUGGCGGCUAUACAUUUGUCGAAGUACAAAAAUCAGUGAAUAUCCACAACAAACUGAUCACUGAGAAAGAUGGCAAGUUGGUUGAGGAACACGAAACAAUUUAUCCGCUGCCACAGUAUACGUCACAACAAUAUCAGCAGCAGAAGCAACCCGGCAUUAUACAGUCGUCGUCCAAAAUCGCAGCUAUUAUCCCGCCACAAUCGCAACAAGCAACACAGCAGCCUGUGAAGCCCAGUGCCACAGAAGCACCUGCAAAUCGAGCUGAGGUUCCGCACACUCACUAUCCUAUACAAUAUGCCCAACAACUAGCGCUGAUUGAGGAGGGUAUCCAUCCAAAUGACUACAUUUUUGUACCCAAGGAGUAUGCAACGCUCUCGGCCAAUCCAAUAAAUGUUCAGCACAUCGAUGAGCCCGAACAGCAAGAGGAAGCUUCGUCUUACGCGCAUCAACAACAUGUUUUACCACUGUCAAACCAUCAGCAAUCCAACGAGCAUAACCAUGCCGGCUAUGAAAGGGAACAACACCCACAAGAAUACGUGCAAUAUGUACAGCAAAAUUAUGCUCAACCCGCCGAGCCGCAGCCAGAUCCACAUCCGGCGCAACAGCAAACGCAACACGCUACUAGCGAACCAAAUACCCAAGAAAUACACCCGCAAGCGCCGCCACAACCACAUACCGAAGAACACCACCCAGCUGUGGAAAAGGAGGUUGUCGAGCAAGUGGUCACGCAACAGGUUGAGAAAAUCGUUGAGCGUCCUGUACAUAUACCGUACCCUGUGCAUGUACAGCAAUACAUUGAUCGUCCAUAUCCCGUACAAGAGAUAGUCGAAACGCAUAUACCCGUUCCAUAUCCGGUGCCCGAACCAGUUCCAGUACCUGUACAUGUGGAACGCUAUGUCGAUCGUCCAUAUCCAGUUGAAAAGAUCGUUGAAAAACGUAUACCAUAUCCAGUCGAGAAAGUUGUCGAAAAGAUUGUAGAGAAAGAAAUACCAGUAGAAGUUGAAAAAGUAGUUGAGAAACUAGUAGAUCGUCCAGUACCCAUACCUAUACGCGUGCCUGUCGCUGUACCGGUACCGUAUGCACAUCAGCCACUUCCUGAAUAUAAUGAAAACGCCGAGAUUUACGGCCCUUCCUACCAUCCACAUCCGAAUGCGCUCGGCGGUUGGUCYGAUCAGACUGUAAUCGGCGAUUACGGCGUCCGUGGUCCCACGAAUCUGCAAAUACCGUCGAAAGUUUUGCAAAACUACUAUACACGCAUGCUGAAGAAACUACUGCCACAAGCACUGGCGCAGCGUGGUACACCAUCGUCUGAAUCAUCAACCUCGAACACUAUUUAUACACAUACWCAGGCACGGCCUAAAAAACCAACAACAAGCGCAGCAAAUUCCUUGAAGACCACAAAACAACCGAAAUCUGUCACACCAAACAGUUCACCAAACAAGCAACACUCCUUCAAGAUCGGCGAUAUACGCUUCGAUUUGAAGCCACCACCGCCACCACCAACUGGACCCGAAUGGUCGAAGGGUUCACGAUAUAUUUAUAACACCCUGCCGCAUGAUCUUCCCGUGGCGGAUUCGUCUGACGCCGAACAGUUGGCGGACACUUAUAACGGUCCCUUUGCAUCACACAACGAGGCCUACGAUGAGUUUCAACGCUGGCGCAAUGGACACACCUUGAAGCGCAGUCCACAAUUUGGCAGAAAUUUACAAAUGGAGUAUGGUUUCAAGCCGCCACUGGUGCCCUCUGUGGAGAUAAAUGAUCAAGGUAUACCUUUAAAUGCCGAAGAAAAGAAGACGGAGCAGUAAGUGAAAGUUAGUGUGCGAGAAAGCUGCUUURACGAGGUUUUAUACCAAUUUAUUUAUAUAAGCUGUCAAUUAACAUUAAAUUUUUAAGUUUUAUUUAAUUACUUAGCUCGUUUAACUUAUCUACUUUAUUUAAAUUCUGUGCCAAAAUAUCAAGUAAAUAAGAGUUUCUUCAAGUAUCGUUGGAAACACUCCUGUAUCAAAAAUGAUAAACUAGUUGAAGAUGUACGUGAAA